UUUGUAAAUUGUUUCUUUCAGGUUUUCUGAUCCUGAGGAAGAGCCAGUCUAGCAAGGACCCACAGCUGUAGGGACGAUGGUGCGGAUCUUGGCCAAUGGGGAAAUUGUGCAGGAUGACGACCCCCGUGUGAGGAACACCACCCAGACACGCAGUAGCACCCCUCGACAGAGUUUUCUCAAUAGGGGUCAUGGGACCCCUCUUGGAGGUCCUGGCCCCCGCCAGCAGCAGGCAGGUGCCAGACUGGGUGCUGCUCAGUCCCCCUUCAAUGACCUGAACCGGCAGCUGAUGAACAUGGGCUUCCCCCAGUGGCAUCUUGGGAACCAUGCCGUGGAGCCGGUGACCUCCAUCCUGCUCCUCUUCCUGCUCAUGAUGCUUGGCGUCCGGGGACUCCUGCUGGUGGGCCUCGUCUACCUGGUGUCCCACCUGAGCCAGCGGUGACAUCCGGGGGCUGUUGGGACAGGUGUGGGGAGAGGGAGUGGCUGGGCCUCUGUGUGAGAGCAGGCUCGCAGGGAGGGAACCUCGAGGUGCCUGGAAGGUGUGCUGGGAGGGAGAACGUGCUUCCGUGUGGUGUUAAGCAUGGGACCGAGGGGCCCUCUGGGCCGGCUUCCCACAGUAAUGGCUGGAUGUCCUUGUUGCCCUCGAGAUGUUGUUAGGGAACACCGGUCCUGUACUAAGCACAAAGUCACAACAAGAAAGGAAUCCCUUCCCGAUUCUCUUUUAAUCCUUUCAUGCCAAGAAGAAAGUUCUAGCGUGGUGCCAAUGUAUUUCCAUGUCUCUGGAACACGUGCCGACUUCCCCUGUUACUAAGGAGCAGGCCUUGGGCUUAGGGCAGGUGGGGGAAGAUUCCAGACUUUUAUAGCACCCUUUUGUUUUAAUGGUAUAUUUUUAUUGGCUACCCUUUAUUUAUGACAACUGAUACUGGCGUUCUACCGGUUGUGGUGGCAUUUUCAAUAAAUGACUUGAAGUAAAAAGGAACCCA
Erinaceus europaeus (western European hedgehog) is the source of this 980-nucleotide messenger RNA. It is a transcript of the gene FAM241B, whose product is annotated as family with sequence similarity 241 member B. The coding region runs from base 77 to 439 and encodes 120 amino acids. The record is from RefSeq and is a predicted model, not a curated record. Lineage: Eukaryota; Metazoa; Chordata; Mammalia; Eulipotyphla; Erinaceidae. The transcript has 2 exons. Gene Ontology annotation, cellular component: intracellular membrane-bounded organelle.